Molecule: messenger RNA, 648 nt
Organism: Colletotrichum aenigma
Lineage: Eukaryota; Fungi; Ascomycota; Sordariomycetes; Glomerellales; Glomerellaceae
Gene: sec22
Product: Protein transport protein sec22
Exons: 3
Coding region: 1-648 (215 amino acids)
Biological process (GO): endoplasmic reticulum to Golgi vesicle-mediated transport; retrograde vesicle-mediated transport, Golgi to endoplasmic reticulum; vesicle fusion with Golgi apparatus
Cellular component (GO): endoplasmic reticulum-Golgi intermediate compartment; endoplasmic reticulum membrane; Golgi membrane
Molecular function (GO): SNAP receptor activity
Source: RefSeq, a predicted model, not a curated record
AUGAUCCGCUCAACGCAAAUAGCGAGGCUAGACGGCCUGAUGCUCUGCGCAUCCGUCGACGACGAGCAGCAAGAAGCCGCCCUCUCAGAAGUCAAGUCCCAAAUCAAGCAGAUCCUCCGCAAGCUCUCCCGCAACUCGGAACAACAAGCCAGCAUCGAAAGCGGCUCCUACAACCUCCACUACCUAAUCGACAACGACAUCACGUUCCUCUGCAUAACAGACCGCUCCUACCCGCGCAAGCUCGCCUUCACCUACCUCUCCGACCUCGCCCGCGAGUUCACCACCACAUACCCGAUCUCCCAGCUGCACUCGCCCGCCCUGCGCCCCUACGCCUUCAUGGAGUUCGACACCUUCAUCUCCCGCACAAAGUCCACCUACUCCGACGCCCGCGCCUCUCAGAACCUCGACAAGCUCAACGACGAGCUGCGCGACGUCACAAAGGUCAUGACCAAGAACAUCGAGGACCUCCUCUACCGCGGCGACUCUCUCGAGCGCAUGGGCGAGCUGAGCUCCCGCCUGCGCGACGACAGCAAAAAGUACCGCCGCGCCGCCGUCAGGAUCAACUGGGAGCUCAUGCUCAAGCAGUACGGCCCCUUUGGCGCGCUGGGCCUCAUCAUCAUUGUGUUUCUGUGGUGGCGUUUCUUUUAA